GGAAACCAAUUAAACACAGUACCCUCUUCAAAAUUAGCUAGCCAGAGAAAUGGUUCUGAAAUUUGCUUAUAUCAUAGUAAUUUUGAUGAUAUGGUGCAUGUAUCCAUUAACAUCUGCACAGUAUCUCGAUGAGACUAUAACAUCCUCGCAGUACGAGAAUAUGACUAUAGCACGACCAGGUUGUGAUAGGAAAUGUGGAAAUGUUUUCAUUCCUUUCCCUUUCGGAAUGGGCAGGGAAAAUUGCUAUGCAAGCUCGUGGUUUGAAAUAGAUUGCAGAAACAAUAAUACUACUACUAAUUCAUCAGGUGAACAGAAACCUUACCUCAAAUACAUAGAUUUGGAGGUAAAAUUCAUUGAUCUCUGGAAUGAGGCUUUGAUCAUCAUGAACCCUAUUUAUCAGAGUGGGAAGAACUGUGAAAGGGACAAGACAGGAGGAAUAAAUCUGAAAGGAGGAAGUCCUUUUGUGUAUUCCGCGCGUUACAACACAUUCCUGGCCGUAGGUUGCGGAAACACUGCUUCCUUCUGGUCAAACGGAGAGGAAGUUAGAGCUUGUGCUUCCAUGUGCAAUGGCGAUGACCUCAUCAAAGUUGCUAAUUGUCGUGGCAGAAAAUGCUGCCAGACGUCACUUCCGCGGCAUCUUUCAGAAUAUAACGUGAGUUUUGAUGGGCAAGAGUGUGCUUACGGGCUGAUUAUAGCAGUUAGGUUGGGUUACUGGAAUCUGACGAUUAAGGACGUAAAGCAUUUAAAUGAAGUUCCUGCAGUGCUUGAAUGGGAGAUUCCAUUUGACACUUUUUACUCUAACAUUUCCUUCCUUAUUGACCCUGCUGUUGCUAUCUGCUACAACACUUCUCUUAAACAACAUCCAGACUACUAUUCUGGUAAACUUUGUCGGUGCAGGUAUGACGACGACGACGACUUCAAGGGCAGUCCCUACAUCCGGGGAAGCUGCAAAGGCCCGCCGCCGCCGCCGCCGCCAGACAUCAAAAGUCAUGGGAAGUGGGCCAUAAUAGGAGUUUUUUCAAGCCUCGGGACCAUCAUUCUACUCUUUGGUUUGUGGUGGUUGCGUAAAGUUGUAAGGAAAAAGAUAGCAAAGAAACGCAAAGAAAAGUUCUUCAAACAAAAUGGAGGAUUGUUGUUAGAACAAAGACUAUCUACUGGUGAAGAUAAUGUUGACAAAACUAAACUCUUUAGCUUAAAGGAAUUAGGAAAGGCCACUGAUCACUUUAAUAUAAAUAGAAUACUUGGAAAAGGAGGUCAAGGUACAGUUUACAAAGGUAUGUUAGUAGAUGGAAAAAUUGUUGCAGUGAAAAAAUUUAAGGUCAACGGAAAUGUUGAAGAAUUCAUCAACGAAUUUGUCAUUCUUUCACAAAUUAACCACAGAAAUGUGGUUAAGUUGUUAGGAUGUUGUUUGGAGACUGAAAUCCCAUUGCUUGUUUAUGAAUUCAUUCCCAAUGGUAACCUUUAUGAAUAUUUACUUGGACAAAAUGAUGAGUUACCAAAUGCUUGGGAAAUGCGUUUGAGAAUUGCCACUGAAGUUGCUGGAGCUCUAUUUUACUUGCACUCAGCUGCUUCUCAACCCAUUUAUCAUAGAGAUGUGAAGUCAACAAAUAUAUUAUUGGAUGAGAAGUAUAAGGCAAAAGUAGCAGACUUUGGUGCAUCAAGAAUGGUUUCCAUUGAAGCCACUCACCUCACUACAGCAGUUCAAGGAACUUUUGGAUACUUAGAUCCUGAAUAUUUUCAGACGAGUCAAUUCACAGAGAAGAGUGAUGUCUACAGCUUUGGAGUGGUUCUUGUUGAACUUUUAACAGGACAAAAACCAAUAUCCUCAGUGAAAGAACAAGGACUUCAAAGUUUAGCUUCGUAUUUUCUUCUUUGUAUGGAGGAAAAUCGUUUGUUUGAUAUUGUUGAUGCAAGAGUCAUGCAGGAAGGGGAGAAAGAACACAUCAUUGUAGUUGCCAAUCUUGUAAGAAGAUGCUUACAGUUGAAUGGUAGAAAGCGACCAACUAUGAAAGAAGUCUCAUUAGAAUUGGAAAGAAUCCAAAAACUGGGAAAACAGUGUAAUGCACAAGAGCACCAAGAAGAACUUGAGCUUGCUGGAAAUGAAGAUAGCCAAUUUUGGGCUGCGUAUUCUACAACUUCGACUGCAGGGCAAACUUCAGACAGCAAAACAUCAACCUUGGAGAUUAUGCCUAUUCUUAUCAAAUAAUUGUUGAAUUCUCUUAACUUUUGUUGUGUGAAAAAUUAAUAAUAAAAAAAAAAAAACCAUUUUGGUUAGACACAUGGAAGAAUGUAACGUUCAAAAGCAUAAUUAUGGUAUGAUAGAACCUUGUUCCUUGUAAGCUAUUCAAGGAGGUAGCUUAAAACUAUGAAAAAUAGCCAAUCUUUUUAUCAUGACUUAAAUAAUCCUCCGAUGAGUUUUCAUCU
Molecule: messenger RNA, 2424 nt
Organism: Glycine soja
Lineage: Eukaryota; Viridiplantae; Streptophyta; Magnoliopsida; Fabales; Fabaceae
Product: wall-associated receptor kinase-like 1
Exons: 4
Coding region: 50-2206 (718 amino acids)
Biological process (GO): cell surface receptor signaling pathway; protein phosphorylation
Cellular component (GO): plasma membrane
Molecular function (GO): ATP binding; polysaccharide binding; protein serine/threonine kinase activity
Source: RefSeq, a predicted model, not a curated record